This is a messenger RNA of Patella vulgata (common limpet), 2512 nucleotides long. RefSeq lists its product as uncharacterized. The transcript is spliced from 6 exons. The record is from RefSeq and is a predicted model, not a curated record. NCBI's taxonomy places the organism in Eukaryota, Metazoa, Mollusca, Gastropoda, Patellidae. The coding region runs from base 208 to 1485 and encodes 425 amino acids.
UUAUUCAAGCAGGUUUAAAUGCACAAUUGACCCCUCUAAAUACAGAUCCUAAUGGUUAACCCAAAAACAAAAACUGUGUGGUUGGAAUGCAGCGUGAUCGUAAAACAAAACCUUCACUGGUCUUACCAAUAAUAACAGCUUAUACAUUGUGACUGGAGAGAGUAAUUCACGUUAUAUCCUAGUAGAUAUCAGAACACGAUAGUUAAGAUGUCGACAGGGAGAUUAUCUAUUUUAUUUUCGUUAUUGACGAUUACAACGUUUAUUGACGUUGAUGCCAAGAUCGUAGCACGGGCAACCUGCGAUGACGACAUGUAUUUUUACGCGGAUGGCGUUUUAAUGACAAAUCAUAGUGAUUGGUCAAACCCAACACAAAUAGACCUUCCUGACAACACGACAGUUCUUGGAGUACAUUGUGUGGACACAGGAGGCAUUGCUGGUAUCUACGUUACUUACACUUUAAAUAAAUUUUAUAAAACGGACACAUCAUGGAAAUGUUCAGCAAAAUUUGAACAAAACUGGAAUACACCCGGGUUUGAGGACGGGAACUGGGAUGCUGCUUCAAUAGCGCAUGAAUCAAUUCGCAAGCGAACCGAUUGGAUAUGGACAUCUGGCUACAGAGGAGAAGACACAGAUGUAUAUUGUAGGAAGAAAAUACAAGAUCAACCAAUAAUAAGAACAAUAACAUCUGAUGCCGUUGACAAAAUAUUAAUAGAUGAAAACGCCAGUGUUACUAUUAACUGUUUGGUUGAAAGUAUCCCGGCGGCACGUGUAUCCUGGUCCAGAUCACAACAAGGGGGACAACUCUAUUCUGGUAGUCAAUAUACCAUACCGAAAGCUAGUUGUCAACAUACAGAUAACUAUACCUGUACAGCUAGUAAUAAUAUUGGCCAACCUGUAUCUAAAACUAUUCCACUCGUUGUAAGAUGUACCCCAGUUGUUAUGACUACCCAGACUAUAGUUGUUGUAACUAAGGAUGUUAUAGUUGUACCACGCGGAGAAACCGCUGUAAAGGAAGCUGUAAAGGAAGCUGUCGAUGACAAGAUGUCUAAAGAGGACACAUUAAAGGAGGCUGUCGAUGACAAGCCGUGUAAAGACACAGUAAAAGAAGCUGUCGAUGACAAGAUGUCUAAAGAGGGCAUAGUAAAGGAAUCAGUCGAUGACAAGCUAGGAGUUGGUAUAGCUAUAGGUGUUAGUAUUGGUCUGGUUGUUUCAGGUGUCUUAUCUGUUAUUAUAUGGGGCAUAAGAAAGAGAAGAGAUGCCAUUAUGUCAAAUGAUGGACACGGUGUUAAUGACACAGUAAGCUCCCAGUCCAGAGAUAAUACCACCAGACAUUGUAAUAGUCCUGUAGAUACUGGUGAUUCUGUAGAAUAUGUAAACACGAUAUAUACCCCUACUUCCUCCGACUACGAAGGACUGGAUGAACUUACUAUGGACCACCGACCGAACAUCUAUCUACCACUCUCGAACAAGAGACAGGGUCGUUGAGUCUUAUACGUAUAACUCAAUACACACAACCAUAUCGUCAAAAUUACGGAAUGACUGGAUGAAUACUUUGAUGUCACCAGUCGUUUUAAUAUUUAAAGAGAUUUUAUUUUCUGAAUAAUGAAUAAUCAUGUUAUAAACAAGCACUUCCUCUUUUUCAUUUGUUAUGAAUAGUGUGUAUAUAACUUAUUUUCUUUAUAUGAUUUUUCCCCAUUAUUUCAUAACAUGUACAAAACAGUUUAUGAUAUGUUUUAUAUUCCUUGUAUGAGUAGAGGUGUGAUAUAGGCUAUGUCUGUUCCUUGAUUCGCUUUUAUAUAUUUAAAAAAAAUAUUGUUACCCCCCCCCUUCCUCAAAAAAAACCCCUACAACACAAACAAUAUCAAAUCUAAAAUAACUGCUGUAUGGUGUACCACACGGCUCUGUAUUAGGUCUAAGGGAUCGAUCUAGUUCUGAAAUUUGCAAAUGAUAACUGUGUAUUGACCAGCGCAUUUUGUAACCAAGCUGGGGCACUGGGACAUAAGGAGAGGUGGUCUACCCUCGAGCGAGAGAUAUUUCUUGAAUACCCUUUUAUGAGAGUUUUUUUAGAUAAGGACGCGCUGUACUGUUUGUUACAAUUGUGAUUUUAGCUGAAUAGUACCAAGUAUCAAAUAGUACCAACAGUCCGUAAUUCUCACUGUAUAUCAUUGGCAUUUCCCAAUUAUUUAGUGGGCGAUUUUGACAGCAGAGGGUUAUUUGCCGGUAUCUAUCAUUCUCCCAAAACGGAGAAUGGCGAACGCCAAAAAAUAGUGAUAAUGUGACUUGAUGAUCGGGAUUCCUUUAUUUCCCGCGUAAUUUUUAUUCUGCUAUAAAAAUUAGAACUACCGGAAAUUUCACAACGAAACGAAGAAAUGCUGUAUGCAGGUAAUACGAGAAGGCGUCUAUUUUAAAUGUCAUUUCAAGACAUGUCUUCUCUUAAUUCAUUAAAUUUUCGCUUAUCUGUGUUGCUUUUUUUUGUAUUUUUUUGUAUGAAAAUAAUAAAUGCCAAAUUCUU